This is a messenger RNA of Peromyscus leucopus (white-footed mouse), 734 nucleotides long. Its product is annotated as exportin-T-like. The transcript has 5 exons. Gene Ontology annotation, molecular function: tRNA binding; small GTPase binding. Lineage: Eukaryota; Metazoa; Chordata; Mammalia; Rodentia; Cricetidae. Gene Ontology annotation, cellular component: nuclear pore; cytoplasm; nuclear matrix. The record is from RefSeq and is a predicted model, not a curated record. Bases 48 to 698 code for a protein of 216 amino acids. Gene Ontology annotation, biological process: tRNA re-export from nucleus.
GACAGACACUCUGAUGCCUUGGCAGGAACUGGCAGACCACACGCUUCAUGGAGGUGGAGGUGGCAGUGAGGUUGCUGUACAUGCUGGCGGAAGCUCUCCCCGUGUCCCACGGUGCGCACUUCUCAGGUGACGUUUCAAAAGCUAGUGCUUUGCAGGACAUGAUGCGAACGUUGGUAACGUCAGGAGUCAGUUCCUACCAGCACACGUCUGUGACCCUGGAGUUCUUUGAAACUGUUGUUCGAUAUGAGAAGUUCUUCACAGUUGAACCUCAGCACAUUCCAAGUGUACUAAUGGCUUUCCUAGAUCACAGGGGCCUGUGGCAUUCCAGCCCUAAAGUCCGAAGCAGAACCGCUUACCUGUUCUCCAGAUUUGUCAAAUCUCUCAAUAAACAGAUGAAUCCUUUCAUUGAGGAGAUUUUGAAUAGAAUCCAAGACUUGUUGGCCCUUUCUCCCCCGGAGAACGGUUACCAGUCCUUGCUGAGCAGCGACGACCAGCUCUUCAUCUAUGAAACAGCUGGCGCCCUGAUCGUCAACAGCGACUACCCCGCAGAGCACAAGCAGGCCUUAAUGAAGGACCUCCUGACGCCACUGAUGGAGAGGUUCAAGGUUCUGUUGGAGAAGCUGAUGAUGGCUGAGGAUGAGGAAAGGCAGGCCUCUCUGGCCGAUAGUCUCAACCAUGCGGUUGGAUUUGCCAGGUGAGCCCCGUUGCAGUUAAAUUAAAAUGUGCGUCUACGU